Messenger RNA from Papaver somniferum (opium poppy), 1985 nucleotides. RefSeq names its product protein GRAVITROPIC IN THE LIGHT 1-like. Bases 113 to 1486 code for a protein of 457 amino acids. Gene Ontology annotation, biological process: response to red or far red light; negative gravitropism. The record is from RefSeq and is a predicted model, not a curated record. The transcript has a single exon. NCBI's taxonomy places the organism in Eukaryota, Viridiplantae, Streptophyta, Magnoliopsida, Ranunculales, Papaveraceae.
UUCCUUGCCCCAGAUCCCUCCUGUUCCCAUACUACUCAACCCCACGAUACAAAAAGCAACUCAAAACCAGCACACACCAAAAACCCUUUUCUCCUCUUCAUCUCCAUCUUCAAUGGUGCUUGAAAUGGAUUCUUCAACAAAACCAUCACCAGCACCACAACCACAAAUCUCAGAAAUGUUCAGUAAAUUCGCUCUUGCUCUCAAAACAAAAACAGUUGAAUUCUUCGCUGAAGACGAAGAAUACGAAGAAGAAUCAGAUUAUGAAGGAGUUAUUCCAUUAUUAGACUCACCAGAAGAGGUAAUCACAGGUCAAAGAGUUGUUGUGAUCAAACCAGACGUUAUUCCAAUUCCGAAACAUAUUCAACAGAAUUGUUUAUCAUCAUUGUUUGCUACAAUCUCAUCAUUUGAAGCAUCUUAUCUCCAAUUACAAACAGCUCAUUCACCAUUUGAUUCGGGUAAUAUCAAGACUGCUGAUAAAUCUGUAGUUUCUCAUUUACAGAAAUGUUCUGAAAUUAAACAUAAUUAUAGAGAUUAUGUUAAGAGUUCUAGGUUAACUCCUCCUAAACUUCCUUUUGGAUCUCAAUAUGAAGCUCAAGUUAAUGAGAAUCAGAGUAUUUUGAGGACUUUAGGUUUGCUUGUUGAUAGAUUGCAAUGUGAAAUAGAUCUUAAGGAUGGUCAAGUUAGCAAUAUGAAGCAAAAGUUGGAUCAGAUUGAGAAAGAGAAUUCGUUAAUGAAAGUGAAAUCGUUGUCUGGUGGUGGUGAGGUUUUGUUAUCGAUUAGUCUGUUUGAUUCGGUUUUACGCGGUGCUUGUAAAUCAACUCAUAGGUUUUGUAAACAUUUGAUUGAUUUGAUGGAGAAAGUAGGAUGGGAUUUGAAAUUGGCUGCCAAUUCUGUGUAUCCUAAUGUUGACUAUGUCAAAAAUGGUCAUACUCGAUAUGCAUUUCUUUCGUAUGUUUUCUUAGAGAUGUUUAGAGGUUUUGAUUCAGAAGGGUUUGGUAUUCAAGGAGGGAGUCAUGAUUCCAAUGGAGGUGGUGGAGGUAACAAAUUCUACUUGAGGCAAUAUGUCGAACAUGGAAAGGUAGAUGCAAUGGAGAUGUUGAGGAAGAAUCCGAAUUGCAGUUUUGCAAAAUUUUGUGAAAACAAGUAUCAACAGCUUAUACAUCCUACAAUGGAAUCAUCACUUUUUAAAAACAUGGAUCAGAAUGAGUUCAUAUUGAAUUCGUGGAAAUCGUCUGCUUCGUUUUAUGAGUCAUUCAUUGACAUGGCUAACUUGAUAUGGAUGCUUCAUAAAUUGGCGUUUUCGUUCGAUCCAGUUGUUGAGAUUUUUCAGGUGGAGCAAGGGGUUGACUUCUCCAUGGUUUACAUGGAAAAUAUUAUGAAGAAGACCGUCUCGACUGGUAAAACAAAGGGGAAGGUGGGGUUCACUGUAAUUCCCGGGUUCAAGAUUGGGUGUACGGUAAUUCAAUGUCAGGUGUAUCUAACCUGAAACGACAUUUGAGAAAAGAAGAAUUUCAUGUAAUUGUGUAAAGCAGUGAUAAUUUAAAAGAGAUAAUUAUUCAUUCUGCAUCAACUGGCUAGUUCCUGGUGUUUGCUCAUGGGGUUUGUGGGUUCAUGUGUAGAACGUUUUUGUGGUCUGUAAUGCGUUAUAAUCAGAAUCUGAUGGAGCUCAGGACAGGUUUUCAUGUUCCAAGGAUGGCAACAUUGUUUUGAUGCUAAUAUACAAACAACAUCUGUAAGAUAUACACACCUUUAAUUUCUCAAGCUCUUCCGUCAGACUGUAUCACAAAACUGGUGCUCUUUACAGGUGACGUUAUUCAUUUCCACAUUGUCAUCUUUUUUGUGGUUUGUGUUUCUGCAUGCAUCCCAUACAGAAACAAUGUGAAUAAAAUGGCGUUUCUAUUGUUUUUUCCUAAUGCAAUAUACUAGUGCACUUAAUCUUUAUCUAUUACUUCUGUAGUUACUAAUCUAAUUGUGAAUUUAACUGC